This is a messenger RNA of Podospora anserina S mat+, 876 nucleotides long. RefSeq lists its product as uncharacterized. Lineage: Eukaryota; Fungi; Ascomycota; Sordariomycetes; Sordariales; Podosporaceae. The transcript is spliced from 2 exons. The record is from RefSeq and is a predicted model, not a curated record. The coding region runs from base 1 to 876 and encodes 291 amino acids.
AUGCCGAAAUCCCACGCCAUGGCGAGACUUCCCAGCGAAGGACAAUCGACGAACCCUUCAAAGGACAUAAUAACCAGCGAACCCACAAUGCCCGACUAUUGGCGAAUCCAACAAUACACCGAAGCCCUCAGGCCCUACAUCGAGAGUGCCGAAGAGUUCCUGAGAGCCGAGUCCCACCCACAAACAACCAUGAUCCCGCAAGAAGUGUACACCCAACUCAGCAACUGGAUAUCUGACUCUGGCUCCCGAAUGAUGUGGGUGGAAGGCCCAUCCUCCCCGGGUAGUUCUGUGCUUUCUAAAGCCGCCAUCGAAGCUGCCGAUGGAGUCAUGAACGCCGGUAUUCCUUGCAUUUCGUACUUUUGCAGGUCCCGAUACAGCUUCGCUGGCAGUGGCAGUGGCAGGAGCGGGAGCAGUGCCAGCAAGCCGACAUUAUCCCACAGAGACGCGGCAGUCGUAUCCCUCUUCUGCUCCACCAUCCGCCAACUUGCCUGGGUGCUUCCCAGAGAAGGCUUCACAGCAGGCAAGAGCCUCCACGGUGACCAAUUCGCGAAGCUUGACGGGACCUUGCACAGCCUUCCCACGGCGUUAAACAUCAUCAAGGCGCUGCUUGUGUACACACCGCCUGUGAUCAGUUGGGUCAUUGAUGGGCUGCAGUUUGCAGGGGACAGGGAGAGCAUGGGGCGCCUUUUGAAUUUCAUUAAACUCUUGCGUGAGCACAUGCAGGACUCGAGUCGGGUGUCCAAGAUUCUCUUCACGACUGACGGCCGGAAUCAAGCGCUGGCCCGUGGCACAACGGCGCGGGAGAGGGUGGAUGCAUCCGCGCUGGUUCGGGCUAGGGGAGGAAGGGCAUUCCCGGGUGGGGUUUACAUGUACUAG